Molecule: messenger RNA, 315 nt
Organism: Caenorhabditis briggsae
Lineage: Eukaryota; Metazoa; Nematoda; Chromadorea; Rhabditida; Rhabditidae
Exons: 2
Coding region: 1-315 (104 amino acids)
Source: RefSeq, a predicted model, not a curated record
AUGUCCGGACUCGACAAGGUCUUCAAGUCCUCCUCAGCUCCAGGAAUCUCGACUAGCGUCACCAAGUCUUCAAUCGCGACCAAGUCAUCGGUCCUCACCAAGUCGGUGUCGGUCGCCACGACCACCACGAGCUCUGUGAGCCCAAGCUGCGAAUAUGUCUCUCGCCACAAGUAUCUUCGUGAUCGUCGUCUCAUCACUCGCAACGAUAUUCGUCAGCGCAUGAGCGUCUGGAGCCGUUUGUUCGCGUUUUGUCGUGGAGGUAUUCAGGAUUCAUCGCUGCUGGACUGCGAGAGCAUCUUCACCGUCCGCCCAUAG